Euleptes europaea (tarantolino) is the source of this 1158-nucleotide messenger RNA. It is a transcript of the gene GPN1, whose product is annotated as GPN-loop GTPase 1. Lineage: Eukaryota; Metazoa; Chordata; Lepidosauria; Squamata; Sphaerodactylidae. Bases 8 to 1108 code for a protein of 366 amino acids. The record is from RefSeq and is a predicted model, not a curated record. Gene Ontology annotation, molecular function: ATP hydrolysis activity; GTPase activity. The transcript is spliced from 14 exons.
GGGUAAAAUGGCCGCGGCGGCAGCCGCUGUUAGUUCGCCGGUGUGCGUCCUAGUGUUGGGCAUGGCUGGUUCCGGCAAGACGGCGCUGGUGCAGAGGCUCACUGCCUACCUGCACAGCAAGAAUUCCCCUCCGUACGUCAUCAAUUUGGACCCUGCAGUCCAUGAGCUCCCUUUCCCAGCAAAUAUUGAUAUUCGAGACACUGUGAAGUACAAAGAAGUCAUGAAACAAUAUGGAUUGGGCCCAAACGGUGGCAUCAUGACAUCCCUCAAUCUUUUUGCUACACGAUUCGAUCAGGUGAUGAAAUUUAUUGAAAAGCGGCAGAGCGCAUCUAAGUAUGUCCUGAUUGAUACACCUGGGCAGAUUGAGGUAUUCACCUGGUCAGCGUCGGGAACCAUCAUCACCGAAGCCCUGGCAUCGUCUUUCCCAUCCUUGGUGGUUUAUGUGAUGGAUACCUCUCGCAGCACCAAUCCUGUUACUUUCAUGUCCAACAUGCUAUAUGCUUGCAGCAUCCUGUAUAAAACCAAGCUCCCAUUUAUUGUUGCCAUGAACAAGACGGACAUCAUCGACCAUAGCUUUGCAGUGGAAUGGAUGCAGGACUUUGAAGUCUUCCAAGAUGCUCUCAACCAGGAAGCAAGCUACGCCAGUAAUUUGACCCGCUCCAUGAGCCUGGUGUUGGACGAGUUCUAUAGCUCGCUCAAGGUGGUUGGUGUUUCUGCCGUCCAGGGAACUGGGAUGGAAGAAUUUUUUGAACAAGUAUCCAGUGCAGUUGAUGAAUAUGAAAGGGACUACCGCCCGGAAUAUGAACGCCUAAGGAACAAAAUGGAAAGAGCUGAAAGCCAGCGGCAGCAUGAGCAGCUAGAACGUUUACAGCAAGACAUGGACCCCGUCCCUCUGGAGAACAGCCCAGCUGGCUCAGGCUCAACGGCCGAGUCUGAGUCGGGCCCUUCAGCGCUGAUCCUGACACGAGGAACUUUGGAGGAUGAGGCCCAGGAGAGCGAUACCGAUGACAUUGACCAUCAAGUGACAGAGGAAAGCCACGAAGAACCAGCCUUCAGAAACUUCCUGCAGGAGGCCAAACAGCGCUAUCCAGCCAGAAGCAGCCACUAGGGGAAGAGGAGGAGGAGGCCAGAAUGCGUGGAUUCAAGAACAUGAAGAUG